Molecule: messenger RNA, 927 nt
Organism: Cladocopium goreaui
Lineage: Eukaryota; Dinophyceae; Suessiales; Symbiodiniaceae
Source: the annotation of a GenBank genome assembly
CCCGCUUCCCCACUGUUGCCGGCUGCCAUGAGUAGGGAACUCGAACGCGUGAGCGUGAACGAUUUAACGCCGCUGCUUUUUCUGGAGCACUAUGCUGUGGCAAACCGUCCGGUGGUGCUCUUGGAGGCGGUCCAGAAAUGGCCCUGCUGGCGUCUUUGGCGCGACGAAGACGGCCAGCCGAAGCUGGCACAGAUGGCGGAGGACUUCGAGAAAUGCGACGGUCCGGUGGUGAACUGCGAGAACGACCAACAGGAGACCUGGAAUGUGGCGUCCUUCCUUCGAUGCUUGGAGCAAGAUCAAGGCUGCGAACAUCUCUACUUGAAGGAUUGGCACUUCGUUCAGGCCUGCAAGACGGCGCAGACGGAGGUGCCUUAUGAGGCGCCGGACUUCCUGAGUGCCCCGCUCCAUGACUGGCUGAAUGACUUCAAGCAGCAGUCAAAGCCGGAGGAGGACUAUCGGUAUUGCUACGUUGGCGCGAAGGGCACCCGCACAAAGUUGCACCACGAUGUGCUCUUGUCACACUCCUGGUCUGCCAACAUUUGUGGCCGAAAGAAGUGGAUUUUCUAUCCACCAGACUGCAAAGAUCAGCUUGAAAUCAGGCCGGGGCAUUGGCCAGCCUCCGCGCAGCCGGACUGCUACGAUGCCAAGGAAUUCCCGGAGGCAAAACAAGCCUUCGAGCGACGCAUCGAGGUGAUCCAGGAGCCGGGCGAGCUGAUCUUUGUGCCCAGCGGUUGGUAUCAUGAGGUGGAGAAUUUAACGCUGGCAAUUUCCAUCAACCACAACUGGCUGAAUGCCAGCAAUGUGGAAGAGGUUUGGCAGUUUCUCCAUGCGGAGUUUGAAAGGGUCAAGGAGAAGAUCGAUGAUGUCAUAGACGCCUUCGAAUCGGAAGGAGAGGCCGCCUGGAUCGACCACUGCAACAAACUCAUG